This is a messenger RNA of Lobosporangium transversale, 705 nucleotides long. RefSeq lists its product as hypothetical. Bases 1 to 705 code for a protein of 234 amino acids. The record is from RefSeq and is a predicted model, not a curated record. NCBI's taxonomy places the organism in Eukaryota, Fungi, Mortierellomycota, Mortierellomycetes, Mortierellales, Mortierellaceae. The transcript has 2 exons.
AUGGACAGCAUCAAACUGAAUCCCUUUGAAAUUCCAGAAAUCAUUUUGCUUAUUGGGAGACACCUAGAUCAAGAUGCUCUCUUAUGUUGUAUUCGGAUCUCAAAGAUUUUUCACAAUACACUAGUCGGACUCAUUUGGAGAUUCAUUGUGGUGGAAUCCUAUUCAAGGACAGGACUUCGUUAUCCCAAUGGAAAGCCAUUACAGCACAACAAGAAAUAUAUUGAGGAGCUUGUGUUUUACAACCACUUUCCAGAUGAGUUCAUGUCAUUACAAGGGUGUGAUCGUCUCCGAUUUAUCAAAUGUGUCGCCAGUGGUUCAUUCAAUCUGCAUCAGGUUUUCAACUUGGUUAAGAAUCAUCGUGCCACAAUCUCGACGCUUAAACUCCAUUGUUCGACUUUACGGGAGAUAUGGGCAGCAUUACUGGAAUGCACCCACCUUGAGCAUUUGACUAUUUCUAAAACAUAUAUAAACCCACUCUCCCUUGGGAAAUCACUAGCAGGUGAGCAGAAAAUUGUGGAUGGUGAGUACAUUGUAGCGAAAAGUAAAGAAAAGAAGCUCUGCGAUACAGCUGAGGCUCUGAGAGUCAAUAAAAAGUACUUAAGCACCCAUAGUAUUGCUCAAGCGAUUUUACCCAACUGUCCGCAUUUGGAGGAACUGUGGGGAUCUAGGGUUAGCGUGAUAGAAGUUGCCAAUAGUGCAGAAUGA